GACAAUGUCUCAGCAAGCCCUGGCCCUGACCACAGCCGCGGGGAACCCCGGCCCAGAAAGCAAGACCAAGGACUCCCUGCCUGCUGGUCCCACCCCUGCCCCGGGCCCCAGCCCUGCCCUGGCACCCCCAGCACUGCCAGCGACCGGCGCCAAGGUGGGGGACCUGCCUUCCAUGAGCUACCGGCUGGUGGCUUUCGAGCAGGAGAACUUCCAGGGCCGCAGGGUGGAGUUCUUGGGGGAGUGUCUGAACCUGGGAGACCGGGGCUUCGACCACGUGCGCAGUCUCAUUGUCACCGCCGGCCCCUGGGUGGGCUUCGAGCAGUCCAACUUCCAGGGGGAGCUGUUUGUGCUGGAGAAGGGUGAGUACCCUCGCUGGGACACGUGGUCCAGCAGCCAGCGCAGUGACCGGCUCAUGUCCCUGCGGCCCGUGAAGAUGGACACCCAGGAACACAAGAUCUGCCUGUUUGAAGGCGCCAACUUCAAGGGCAACACCAUGGAGAUCCAGGAGGAUGACGUGCCCAGCCUCUGGGCCCACGGCUUCUGUGACCGCGUGGGCAGCGUGAGGGUCAGCAGUGGCACCUGGGUGGGCUACCAGUACCCUGGCUACCGUGGAUACCAGUACCUCCUGGAGCCCGGAGACUUCCGACACUGGAACGAAUGGGGCGCCUUCCAGCCGCAGAUGCAGGCCGUGCGCCGUCUCCGGGACAGGCAGUGGCACCGCCAGGGCUGCUUCCCCGUGCCGGCCACCCAGGCCCCCAAGUGAGCCCGCCACCCCCUCCGGGCUGCCCACCAAGCUCUCUGCCCCCCCCCCCCCCCCG
This is a messenger RNA of Erinaceus europaeus (western European hedgehog), 818 nucleotides long. RefSeq names its product crystallin beta B1 (gene CRYBB1). Gene Ontology annotation, molecular function: structural constituent of eye lens. Gene Ontology annotation, biological process: visual perception; lens development in camera-type eye. NCBI's taxonomy places the organism in Eukaryota, Metazoa, Chordata, Mammalia, Eulipotyphla, Erinaceidae. The record is from RefSeq and is a predicted model, not a curated record. Bases 5 to 763 code for a protein of 252 amino acids. The transcript has 5 exons.